Mizuhopecten yessoensis (Yesso scallop) is the source of this 2840-nucleotide messenger RNA. RefSeq names its product phosphoethanolamine N-methyltransferase 3-like. Bases 278 to 2335 code for a protein of 685 amino acids. Gene Ontology annotation, molecular function: catalytic activity. The record is from RefSeq and is a predicted model, not a curated record. The transcript has 16 exons. Lineage: Eukaryota; Metazoa; Mollusca; Bivalvia; Pectinida; Pectinidae.
CUUCUCUAUCGAAAAUAUAUUGAUAGUUUCUUGGGACCUUAAUGAUAUUGAACUCGCAUAUCAGCACUGACAGAGUUUGGUUUUCCCAUAUCUACAUGUAUGUGACGUGUUUAUUUAUUGAUGCUUUUCGGAUAUAUACUUAUCACCUGUAUUACCUAACAAGAGACUAGAGAAACAUUGUGUUUUUAAUUAUAUGACGCUGCUAUAAGUAAUCAUGGUUUAAAUCAUCAACUAGAAUCAAUAUAGUAGUGUAACACUUUUACAAAAGGACUCGACCAUGUCAGCUGUAACUAGCAUCAUGUCAAUAAUAGUCGUUGCGUGCCUGGUGAUUUUAGUUUCAUCUGACGAAUUGUUUACCUCUAAAGUAGAUUCAGAGGCGGACGGAAGGAUAAGAGAUGUUUACUUCAACAAGGAUGACCAGUAUCAAUGCUCAGAUCACAAGUUGCCAGUCAACGAUUCUUACAUUGUUCAGUUUGACUCGCUCUCUAAUGUCAACAAUGCCUAUCAUGUCCUUCUCUUGGGAUGUUCGGAGCCGUACCACAUAGAAAGGGAGGGAGCGUUGAACUGUCGGAAGGUUUGUCGCAGUGCGGAGAAGAUCCAGUUUACCUUGCCUGGGCGUGUUCGAGACCAGGGCAAUGUUGUGGACGCUGUAAGCGGCACAGGGUAUACACCACAACAUGGCACUGAAGAUAAGGAGGAUUUGACCGAGGUCAGAGAGUUGCUGGUGUACGGGACAGAUCCGCACUUACAGAUACAAACGGGAAAUGGUUCAGUAAAAACUACCGAUGUAUCAGAGACUGCAGAAUUGUUAAAAGACCCAUCACUUACUGUAGAUACAGAGAAAAUCAAUACAGAUGGAACGAAAACGUCUAUGAAAGAGUACUGGGAUGAACAUUCCAAGGAUGCAUCCAUGCAAGAAAUGAUGCUUGACAACGACGCAGAGGAACUCAGCAAAGAUGAGCUGCCCGAGAUACUAUCAUAUCUACCCAAAUAUGAUAACUUAGAUGUUGUUGAACUUGGAGCAGGCAUAGGUCGAUUCACGACUCACCUGGCACAGAAGGCGGGGAAGGUACUGGCUGUAGAUUUUAUGGAGAAUUUUAUCGAAAAGAAUCGGGAAAUCAACAAGAAUUUGACAAACAUAGAUUACCUCGCUGCGGAUGUGAUGGAUAUGGAAUUAAACGCUGACGAAUGGGAUCUUGUGUUUUCUAAUUGGCUCUACAUGUAUCUUGAUAAUGACGAACUCACUCACUUCUUACGAAAUUCGCUGUCCUGGCUACGGACGGACGGAUAUAUGUUCUGUAGGGAGUCCUGCCUACAACAGUCUGGCAGCAAAGUGCGAACCAUCAACCCUACGUACUACAGAGAUCCUCUGGUGUACGAAUCUUUGUUCGCUAGUGUGACCAUCCCCACGGAAGACGGGCGAGCAUUUUACGGCUUUGAAAAGGUCUUUUCUAAAUCUGUCGAUACGUAUAUCAAGGUGAAAAACAAUGAUAAUCAACUAGUAUGGUUGAUACAGAAGGUGAGACGGGAAUAUGAUACCAGUAAGGAUUUUGCCAUCCUCCCGCAACUCAAGGAACAAAGAAAAUUAGAAACUUGUCACAUUUUACGCCGAGAGGAGCUGGUCGGAAGAGGAUUUGUGAAAACAGGAGGACUUGAAAUAGCCAAGAUGAAAGCAGAAAUGCUCAAUCUUCAGCCAGGUCAGCGGGUACUAGACUUUAGUUGUGAAACCGGAGGUUUUGGUAUAUAUAUCGCAAAGACGUAUGGUGUGGCUGUUGUGGCCAGUGAUUCAUCGUCGACAUUAGUACACAUUGGACGGGAAAGAGCAAAGGAGGCUGGCAUGGCGCAGGAUGUACAAUUUGAGGUUGCAUCCAUAACAAGAAGGAUACACAACCCGGACACAUUUGACGUCAUAUACAGCCGUGACGUCAUCGGAGAAAACAAGAAUGUACUGACUGUACUUCGACGAUUGUAUGAAUCCAUGAAGGCUGGAGGCCGGCUGUUGAUGUCGGAAUACUGUAUAGACGACGAUAUGGAAGAUCUAGACUUAGAUAACGAUGUGUUUGACGAGGAACUGGACCAUAACAGUAACGUGCCGAACAAGGUACUAUCGACAGGGGCAUUAAUUGACAUGAUGAAAGAAGCAGGAUUCAUUAAAGUAUCAGCGAUAGAUAAAACGGACGAUAUACUGCGGGCACUUGAACGGGAAUUGCUUCUUGUUAAGGAACAAUCUGAUGCUGAAUGUGCAGACACACUUACAGUUAGGAGAAAGAUAGUUAAUAAGCUUAAAAGUGGGGAUUCAUGGAUGAUUUUCUAUGGAGAAAAACAAUUAUCGUAAAUGGAUUUGAAAUUGGUCAAAAUAGAAAUGAAAAUCGUAUACAUUGCAACAUAUAUUUAUAUCCUCUCAUUAAUAUUCACAUUAUAUCCUUAGUGUGACGCUCCUCGUUUAUGUCUACAGUAAAAAUAAUAAAGUACUCGUCGAUUCAUUUACCAUCUCGCUAACCGCCAGCAUUUCCAAUAACCACCUUCCCUUUCAAUUCCUUUAUGCGCCCCUCAUUAUGCUACAUUUUACUUGUCAAAUAUGGGAUUUAACAAUAUUUUGUUAAAGCUCAUUCUAUAUGUUCAUACAACUUUCCGAACUUUAUUUGAUUAAUAGCAUAGGCAAAGGAAUUAGACACAGCUUAGCUUACUUCCUCUUCUUUUAAAUAAUUAAUUGCACAGGGAUAUUAUAAUUCAACUGGCAGCAUACGUGAUGUAUCGUUCAUAUCGAUACACAAAAUAACAUUAUUACAUGUAAGUAUAGGUGGAUAUGAAACAAUAUUUUUCCAAAUACAUACAUCAUA